AGCCAGGCUUCCUUCCUUCCUUCCUUCCUGUUUGCGCUGAGGGGGAGUCGAGGCCCCGCCGCAGAGGGAGAGGCGCUGCUGCUUGUUGCCACCGCCGGGCCCUCUGCCGCCUCCGAAGGCCGCCCCCCUCGCCUCCCGCCCCUGCGCUCGGCAGCCAUGGAGCUGGCGGACGGCGUGGUCUACCAGGAGGACCCCGGCGGUCCCGGCCCGGCCAUGAUGUCGGAGCGGGUGUCCGGCCUGGCGGGCUCCAUCUACCGCGAGUUCGAGCGGCUCAUCGGGCGCUACGACGAGGAGGUGGUGGCCGAGCUGAUGCCGCUGGUGGUGGCCGUGCUGGAGAACCUGGACUCGGUCUGCGCCCACAGCCAGGAGACCAGCGUGGAGCUGGAGCUGCUGCGCGACGACAACGAGCAGCUCCUCACCCAGUACGAGCGCGAGAAGGCCCUGCGGAAGCAGGCCGAGGAGAAAUUUAUUGAAUUUGAAGAUUCUCAAGAACAAGAAAAAAAAGACCUGCAGAUCAGAGUGGAAACUUUGGAGUCACAAACUCGACAACUUGAACUGAAAGCAAAAAACUAUGCUGAUCAAAUUAGCAGGCUAGAAGAGAGGGAGGCAGAACUGAAGAAGGAAUAUAAUGCUCUUCAUUCAAGACAUACAGAGAUGAUUCAUAAUUACAUGGAACACCUGGAAAGAGCCAAACUUCAUCAGCUGACGGGGGGCGAUCAGGUAGAGCCUGUCAUGCACACUAGGGUUAGUCCAAUGCCAACCGUAGUAAGGACACUGAACAGGAAGGAGCCUCCUAUAUCACUGGGCAUCUUCCCACUUCCUCCAGGAGAUGCGAUUCUUACACCUGACACUCAGAGAGGAACGGUGGACACUCCUGGGUCAGACACUUGGAAAUACCGUGAAAUAAGCCAGCCACGCUCUCGCACCAGCCUGAAGGAUGAAAUUUCUGAUGUUAGCCAAGCAGGUUCCAAAUCGACGACACCAAUCUUAACUGCUGCUUCAGAUGUGCUUGCACCUGCUGAAUCUCUUCUGAAUGAAGACAAGGAAGGACUUGUGAAAAACUCUGAAACUGAAAACAAGAACUUGGAUGUAAGCAAGAACAUUGAAGUGCAGGUGGCCCAGGAAACAAGAAGUGUGUCCAUUGGUUCUAAUGAAAAUGAAGACCAGUCGGAAGUUCAAGCCAUCAUCGAAUCCACCCCAGAGCUUCAUAUUGAUAAAGACCUUAGUGGAUAUAAAGGCUCAAGCACUCCUACCAAAGGCAUAGAGAACAAAGCAUUUGAUCGUAAUACAGAGUCUGUCUUUGAAGAGCUGUCUUCUGCUGGCUCUGGUUUGAUUGGGGAUGUGGAUGAAGGUGCAGAUUUGCUGGACCAUAAUUUCUUUGGAAUGGGUCGUGAAGUUGAAAACCUCAUAUUAGAAAAUACGCAGCUGCUAGAAACCAAACAUGCCUUGAAUGUGGUGAAGGAUGACUUAAUAGCAAAAGUAGAUGAACUAAACUGCGAGAAGGAUGUUCUAAAAGGAGAAUUGGAAGCUGUAAAACUUGCCAAGCAAAAGCUUGAAGAGAAGAAUAAGGAGCUGGAAGAAGAACUUAGAAAAGCUCGAGCAGAAGCAGAGGAAGCAAGGCAAAAAGCAAAGGAAGACGAUGAUAGUGACAUUCCUACUGCUCAGAGGAAGCGCUUCACUCGGGUUGAGAUGGCCCGUGUUCUCAUGGAACGAAAUCAGUAUAAAGAGAGGCUGAUGGAACUCCAGGAGGCUGUGCGAUGGACUGAGAUGAUACGGGCAUCAAGAGAAAACCCAGCCAUGCAAGAGAAAAAGCGGACAAGCCUUUGGCAGUUUUUUAGCCGGCUAUUCAGCUCAUCAGGCACUGCUGCUAAGAAACCGGAGCCACCCGUUAAUGUUAAAUACAAUGCCCCAACCUCACACAUUACUCCGUCUGUCAAGAAAAGAAGCAGCACUUUAUCUCAGCUUCCAAGUGACAAAUCGAAAGCAUUUGAUUUCCUCAGUGAAGAGUCUGAGGCCAGCCUUGCCUCGCGCAGAGAGCAGAAGAGAGAACAAUACCGCCAAGUGAAAGCACAUGUUCAAAAGGAAGAUGGUAGAGUGCAAGCUUUUGGUUGGAGUCUUCCUCAGAAAUAUAAGCAGGCUGUAAAUGGUGGUGGUCAGAGUGAUAACAAAAUGAAGAAUUUACCAGUGCCUGUUUACUUGAGGCCACUUGAUGAGAAGGAUACAUCUAUGAAGCUAUGGUGUGCUGUAGGAGUGAAUUUAUCAGGAGGGAAGACUAGAGACGGAGGUUCAGUGGUUGGUGCCAGUGUGUUCUACAGUGAUGUGGCAACUGUGGAUGCGGAGAGCAACAAACAACGAAGUGCAUCUCAGAGUAGUUUGGACAGAUUGGACCAAGAACUCAAGGACCAGCAGAAAGAGCUGAAAAAUCAGGAAGAACUAUCAAGCCUCGUUUGGAUAUGUACUAGUACUCACUCUGCAACAAAGGUUAUCGUUGUAGAUGCUAACCAGCCAGGAAACAUCUUGGACAGUUUCAUUGUUUGCAAUUCUCACGUACUCUGUAUAGCUAGUGUGCCAGGAGCUCUGGAAACUGACUAUCCUACAGGGGAAGAAGGAUCACAAGAAACAGAUUCGGGUGUGGCGGACAAAUCAUCCUUGUGUAGCAGUAUGAAUAGCAACAGUUCAGCAGAAACAGACAGUCUCUUAGGAGGAAUCACAGUAGUUGGUUGUACUGCAGAGGGAAUUACAGGGCCUUCUGCUCCUCACAGUGCUAAUGGUGCCUCUCCCGAGGCAAAUAAACAGCCAGACGUUGAAGCUGAAACGGAUGCGGUAGAUGAAAACGUUCAGACAGCAGAGGAAGCAACGGAAGCAACAGAAAAUGCUGGCUCAGGAGAAGAAGUAGCAGAUGUUGCACAGACAGGAGUUUACACGGAGCAUGUUUUCACAGAUCCUUUGGGAGUUCAAGAUACAGUAGAGGGUUCUCCGGCAUUUCAGCCUAGUAAUGAAGCAGACUUGUAUAAAGAUGUCGCUGUAUUGCCAAAUGAACAGGAUCUCGUAAGAGAAGAAGCACAGAAAAUGAGCAGCCUUUUACCCACUAUGUGGCUUGGAGCACAGAAUGGAUGUUUGUAUGUUCAUUCUUCAGUGGCUCAGUGGAGAAAAUGUGUUCAUGCCAUUAAACUUAAAGAUUCUAUACUCAGUAUAGUGCAUGUAAAAGGAAUCGUAUUAGUUGCACUAGCGGAUGGAACUUUAGCAAUAUUUCACAGAGGAGUAGAUGGACAGUGGGAUUUGACAAAUUAUCACCUUCUAGAUCUGGGCCGUCCUCAUCAUUCAAUCCGCUGCAUGACUGUGGUUCAUGAUAAAGUCUGGUGUGGCUACAGAAACAAAAUCUAUGUGGUACAGCCAAAAGCCAUGAAAAUAGAGAAAUCAUUUGAUGCACACCCAAGAAAGGAGAGCCAAGUUAGACAACUUGCUUGGGUUGGAGAUGGAGUCUGGGUGUCCAUUCGUUUAGAUUCUACACUCCGUCUUUAUCAUGCACACACUUAUCAGCAUCUGCAAGAUGUCGAUAUUGAGCCCUAUGUUAGCAAAAUGCUAGGUACUGGAAAACUAGGAUUUUCCUUUGUGAGAAUCACAGCUCUUAUGGUCUCCUGUAAUCGCCUGUGGGUUGGAACAGGAAAUGGGGUCAUCAUCUCCAUACCCUUAACAGAAACUGUAAUCCUCCACCAGGGACGUUUACUGGGGCUGAGGGCUAACAAAGCAGCAGCCAGUUCUGGCAACCGUCCAGGGAGUGUAAUACGUGUAUAUGGUGAUGAAAACAGUGACAAAGUGACACCGGGAACCUUCAUACCUUAUUGCUCAAUGGCACAUGCGCAGCUAUGUUUCCAUGGGCAUCGAGAUGCUGUCAAAUUUUUUGUUGCCGUUCCUGGUCAGGUGGCAUGUCCCCAGAUGGGAGGAGGUCCAGAGCUAAUCAGUGAUAAAACUACUCUUUCUACACAAGAAUCAAACAGUCAGACGUCUUUCAAAUCUAUGUUGGUGAUAAGUGGAGGAGAAGGGUACAUUGACUUCAGGAUGGGUGAUGAAGCUGGCGAAUCAGAACUCCUGGGAGAGACAUUGCAGCUAGAGCCUUCUGUAGCCAAAGCUGAAAGGAGCCAUCUGAUAGUGUGGCAAGUUAUGUGUGGCAGUGAAUGAGCCUCUGCAAAGUGGCUCAAGACAGCAAAUGCCUUUGCAUGUCUUUGGAUUUCAUUUUAUUUUUGUGGAUCCCAUUUCACUGCAUAAAGUUUUUGCUUUGCCAUUUUAACUUUAUAUCACAAACCUCUCGAACCUUAACAAUACAGGAAUUAGCUUAUGCUGUUUUACUGCAUCAGUGUUACAUAGCAAGAACAAAUCAGUUUCCCCAGAGAGAGAAAUACGGUAUUUAGUCUCUCAGAUUCAACUUCCCAUAACUGCCACUACAAUUUGUAAGAGAAUUCAUUUCCUUUCACUUUGUAUUUCAAUUUGAGGUUAAAAUUUUAGAGCAAACAUUCUGAAUUAAUCUACAUGUAUUGAAUAGAGCAGCAAAGUUAUUUCCAAGAUAGCAUUUUAAAAAUAUCAAAUGAAUUAUUUUCACAUUAUAUCCUGUGCACUUAGUGGCGGCUAAAAUAAUGUGUACGUCUUUACUUCUUCAUUUCUGAAUCCUGCCAAUCUUGUUUAUUCUUGUGUAUUGAGUGCUCUUUGUUCAUAUUAAGAUCCAUGAGAUGGAAAUAGAUGAUACAGAAAUACACAGGUGAUAUGUUUCAUAUUUAAUUGCUAAUAGUGUUAAAAUGAGAAAUGCUUUCCUUAACCAUGACAACUGUGGUAUUUUGUGGGAUACAUUCUUCUCCAGUCUCCUGACUUGAGAAAUCUUGGAAACAUUAUGUUUAAUUCCAAAUAGCAUUCUUAGAAUGAUUUACAACCUCCUCUUAUGUGCCUUGAGCAGAAGAUAAACCUAUCUUCUUUUUGCCCACCUACCAUCUUGAACUCUGGUCAGAUUCAUGGCACUUGACUCAAACAGGGAACCAAGCGCUUUAAUUUCAGAAGGAACAAUGAAGGAAAAUUUGUCCUAAUUACCUCAUUAAAAAUAUAUGACAUAGCCCAUUAACCUAAUGAAAAUGCUAAGAGAUUUUUCUUCUGUGAACCUAAUAAGAGGAGUUGCAAGUUAUGGGCAUCCAUGUAAUCACUGACAUUAAUUGGACAGCACCACUGUAUAAGAUCUGGGGGGUCUAUCCUAAGUCUAAGAAAAGUAGUAUUUACUCCACAAACACUAAGUCUGUCUCCUCACUAUACAUUUUACUUUGCUCAUGAUUAUCCAGUCGAUGGCAAACAAUGAUGAAUUCUAUAUUUUUAAUUCUUUAAAGGUAUAUCAACUUUCCCAGACUUUAGUUUCUUGGAAAAUAUAGAUUGAAAUUGUAAAAUUUGGGUGUUGCCCACCAAGAGACUUGGUUUAUUCCCAUUAUGUGGGAGCAGUUAAUAUUUAAGUGACAGAAUAGCAAAUUUCAAAAACAGUUUAAAAUGACAACUUGAAAAUCACUAGAAACUAUCAUGAAAAACUGUCUAUACAUGUUUAUGCAAUAGGAGCAGUUUGAAAUCAGUCAAGAAAACAUGUAUUUAUAUACAUAAUAAUUUUGUUAAACUCAUGUUGAGCUGAAGUCUGUUGUGUAAAUAUUUAUUUGGGCAGCUUUUUAAAAAUGAAUAAGCAUCUUAAUCUGGUUUUUAAAAAUCAGUGCAAUUCAAUUCAGGACUAUUCAUUAGAGAUUUAUAUGUAAAAUACUUUUUAAGCACCACAUUUUGUACACAACUGAUAAGUUCUAAUAAGUAUGUAUUUGGACCAUGAACCUAUGUGGCUAAAAUCAUUGAAUGCUUAAUUUGUUGAUAGUCGAUUUCCCCCUUCUAAUAUGCCAAAAUUGUUAAAUUUAUUUAAAAUAUUCAGUGGGCUCAGCUAGGUUUAGAAAAUGUGAGGAAAUGAACUUUGAUCUGAAAGCAUUAUGGAACGUCUAGAUAAGCUUGUGGCUUUUGAAAACCUUUGUUGUCUAAACUGUGCCCCACAAACGUGAAAAUGCAAAAAGUGUGCCCUUUCCACCAUCAGAUGAUAUAAAAAUGGUUUGGUGAGGGCUUUCAGGAAAAAAUAUCAUGUGUGCCUAAAGUACAGCUGUCAAAGAGAUAUGACUCUGUAGCGCCCCCCACAAACGCUGACCUGUACAUGCCCAAUGGUAAUAUUGUGUGUACAGAUGAAAUGCCUACUGUCUCUUCGUAGAUGAAAGAGCCCAUCUCCUUUGUUGCCCUUCUAGGCUCUGUAAAUUGAUUGGCUUUUUUUAACUUAAAAAUUGAGCCUCUUCUCCACAUCUUGGAUGGCUGAAUUGCCACAUUCGCAUUCUUGGGAAAAGAUUACAAAAUGGUGUUUUUUCGUAAUGCUGUUUUAAAGCUACCAUUGAACUCUUUUUGUGAAGUGCUUCACUGCUGUCAAGACAAUAGAUGUGCCUCGGUAGCAUGUUUAAUGGCUUAAUGGCUUGCCAGAUGUAUUGAGUAAACUGACAUUAUGUCCUUAUUGAUACAGUUUCAUAGCCGAAAAUAGUCCAACAGAGACUAUUAAGUGUAAAGAAGGGGCUGGCACACAUUAUCUGUCCUUGUUUCUAAAGGUAUCCCUGUCCUAAAAUAGAUUUAGAAGGUGGGUGUCUUCACCAGUCACUGAAAUUUAUACACUCCCUGUUCCAGAGCACUUUUAAUGGUAGAUAAUGAAGUUCACUAAAUCUCAUGCAUCAAAUGGCUGCCUAAAAAACAUCUGUUUUGAGAAUGUCUUAUGUAUCACGUAUUCAUAGUUCUAAAAUCAGGAGAGGGAAUGAAUCUCUUGAUAUUUAACAGCUUUCAUUACUAGUUUGAGAGAACAUUUCAAGCACAAAAAAUAUGCAGCACAUGAUUUGUUUGGGUAAAUGUGUCUUGCAUGGAAAAAGGUAAAAUGAAGUUUAUAUAUCCUGCCAUUUUGUUCUUUUUUUGUAAGUUCUUCCUUCAUUGGAUCAGUUAGAGCUGGCAGAGUGUAGACACUUUAUCAUAGGCUGCCUUAGUAACUAAGAAAUGUUUUAUAAUCUUCUAAUAUUGCUAACUGUUCUAAAGAACAUGGUGUCCUGAAGAAAAUGUUUAACUGAAUAUUUAUUUCCAUGUGAGUAUUAUGAAAGUUACCAAAGGAUUGAUACUGACUUGGCACUCAUGCAAUUGACCCUAUGUGUAAAGGAUCUUGUAAAGAUCCUUCGUUUGUAAAAAUGACAAGAGUUGAAAACACAAUUCUUUGUGGAUGCUGACUUCAUUUUCCUAACAGGGUUAUGCCAUAUUGUAACAAACCUAUGUUGCACCUCAAAACACUUUUCUGUAUACUAGAUAUUUUUCUUUUCCUCUAACAAUUUCAUUACUGCACACUUCUUAAUAUUUUAAACAUGUUUUAAAACAUUUUAUGGUCAUUAAUUUUUUGAAAAUGUUGUCUAGACACUUUAUGCUGAAUUUUACUUGCCUCUGUAACCUUGAGAUGGAUACUGCAGCAUUGAACUUGCUGUCUGUUUAAAACUUGAGGCUUCUUUUCUGUGAGCCAGAAAGCUCAUAUAGCAGUGAAGUUAUUUCAGUAUUUAUUAUUGAAUCCUUGGGGGUUCAGAAUGUAACUUUGUACAUGAAAUAUAUAUAAAUAUGUAUAUGAAACGCA
Anolis sagrei ordinatus is the source of this 7690-nucleotide messenger RNA. RefSeq names its product sperm associated antigen 9 (gene SPAG9). Gene Ontology annotation, cellular component: cytoplasm. Gene Ontology annotation, biological process: vesicle-mediated transport. Lineage: Eukaryota; Metazoa; Chordata; Lepidosauria; Squamata; Anolidae. Gene Ontology annotation, molecular function: signaling receptor complex adaptor activity; kinesin binding; MAP kinase scaffold activity. The record is from RefSeq and is a predicted model, not a curated record.